AUGCCGGUCUCCAAUCCGCUUCCGCCGCCGCCGCGGCCGGUCCGGAAGAAGGAGCAGGAGCGUGCCCCGGAAUCCACGCCGGGAAAGGCGGCGGAAUCUGCGAAUUUGUCCAAUAAGGACUUUCGACGGAUGGUGCUAGAAACUCCGCGACGCGGGUCGCAGCAACCGGAGAAGAAGCACCCGGAGAAGAGCAAAUACAAGCGAUUCAACGACCCAAGUGCCACUCCUGGUUCAGACGCCAGGCGCAAGUACUACGGCAAAGGGAAAGGGGAAGAGGGUGCCUCUGCGGGGGGUGACAGUAAAGAGGGCGAGGAGCCGCAAUACAGGGACAGAGCGAAGGAGAGGCGGGAGGAGGUGAAUCCGGAUUACAAGGAUACAACCGUGCCGAGUCACCUGGGGCAACUGAAUGCCGUUGCUCCUCCUGGCGUGGACCUGACCACCACGGAUGCACAUAAACUAGCGAUCGAGAAGUCCAAGUUUCUGGGAGGAGACGUGGAGCACACGCAUCUGGUGAAGGGGCUGGACUAUGCUCUUCUCAACAAAGUUCGCUCGGAGAUGAAAGGCCGGGGGGGAGAGAAGGGAGGGGAGGGAGAGAAGGAGGAGGGGGCAGAGGAAGAUGAGGAUGAGGGGGGCGCUGCUGCUGCGGCUGCGGCGGCUGGGAAGGCCAAGGGCAGGAAAGCACAGGAGAAAGUGCCCACAUUCCGCUCGGCCCUUGCUCGAUCGGUGUUCGAGCAGAUAGUCCGCCCGGUGCCGGCCAAGCCGAACGAGUUCUUCCUGCCGGGCCGCACGUCGUUUGUCUUUGACAUGGAUGACGAGUUUCGGAGUGAAAUCCCGACCACCGUGCACCGCAGCAAGGCCGACUGCCCGCCUCCUCAGGACCUGGUAUCCGCGUCACAAGACGCCCCAGUGUUGGAUAGAGUCACCCACGUCAUCUCCUACCUGCGAUUGGGAUCAAGUGCAAAGGCUCACAAGAAGAAGAAGAAGGACAAGGACAGCAACAGGGGUAAGACCACCCUGCUCCAGUGCUUAGAUUGUCGUCGCUCUUUCACACAGUAG
Molecule: messenger RNA, 1056 nt
Organism: Closterium sp. Yama58-4
Lineage: Eukaryota; Viridiplantae; Streptophyta; Zygnematophyceae; Desmidiales; Closteriaceae
Source: the annotation of a GenBank genome assembly